AUGGUGGAACAUGGAGAGCUCCUUUACCCCUCCCUUACCCGGGUCAGCAGUCACCUUAUCCGAAUUUCCAGAGACAUAUCAAAUCAUGAAAAACAAAUUGUAGAGGCAAGAAAAUGCUCAGUGAAAAAAGGACUUCAGAAGUUUAAUAUUGAAUGUUCCAUGAACUCAGAAGCAAAUGAGCCUUAUGAGCUACAACUAGGGUUUGGAGGCACAAGUACACUAGAUAAAGUGGGUUCAGGUGGGGGCCUGAGGGCUAUGAUUGCACUGCAGGGAAUACUGGGAGAGCUGCAGGAACAACAUCUGCUAGAUAUAGUGAUGUAUCUUUGUGGAGUGUCAGGUUCUACAUGGUGUAUGUCAUACAUUUAUGAACAUGAAGAAUGGGGAAAACAGCUAUCAAGUUUGGAAGAUAAGCUGUGUCACAAACUGGUAAAUCCACACAGGGACUGGAACAAAGCCUUAAAAAGCCUGGUUGAGUCAAGUAAAGAUGACACAUACUCCUUAACUGAUUUCUGGGGUAUCGUUGUAGUUUACAUAAUAAUGCAUGAACUGGAUGAUCAUCAUCUGUCUGAUGAACAGAAGAUUUGUAAGAAUGGGAUAGUGCCUUACCCAAUCUAUGCAGCAGUAGAUGCAACCAAAUUAGAUGCUGCUGCAAAUCAAAUCCAUUCAGAUAUCUGGUUUGAAUUUACACCACAUGAGGCUGGAUUCUUUAACCCUGGAGAAUUUGUGGAUGUGACUUUCCUUGGAAGCAAGUUUGAGAAUGGUGAACUGAAAGAAAAGAAGAAUGAAAUGAAAAUGACUUAUCUGAGAGGAUUAUGGGGAAGUGCUGUUGCAAAUUUCAAAGAAGACAUGACAGUUUUAAUAGGUAUAUGGGACAUCAUAAAAUGUAUGUACAAAACUCUUACUUGCAUCCUUAAAUGGAAAUGGGGAAACAUCUAUACUUACAAAUACAUUGACCUGAAGGACAAAAACUUGACUGAUAAGACAGAUAUUCAGUUGGCAGAUGCUAGCAUAGUCAUAAAUUCUGCUUACCCCCUUAUCUUACGCCCAGAAAGAAAAGUGGAACUCAUUUUGUCUUUUGAUUUUAGUGACGGAGAUCCUUUCGAAACUAUCAAGAAAACAAAUCAAUACUGCGAAGAAAACAAGCUUCCAUUUCCUGAAAUUGAUGCCCAAAAUUUAGACAAGGAUAAAGACAACCCUGGAGACUGUUACAUCUUCAAAGGCAAUGGUUGUCCAACUGUCAUGCACUUUCCACUUUUCAACAAAGUGAAUUGUGGAGGUAACAUAUCAGACUGGCGCAAUAGGUAUAAGACCUUCAGCCUAUCUUACCCAGAGCAAGACAUCAAAAAUCUUCUAGAAGCAACAAAAAAAAAUGUGAAAAAUAAUACUAAAAAUAUCCUGCAAAUGUUGAAAGCUGUAGCAAAUCCUUAA
Messenger RNA from Notechis scutatus (mainland tiger snake), 1428 nucleotides. The record is from RefSeq and is a predicted model, not a curated record. Lineage: Eukaryota; Metazoa; Chordata; Lepidosauria; Squamata; Elapidae.